GGAGCGUGAAUUGCCUCCUAGUAGGGACUCCCUUUCGCUCGCAUUCAGCGCAGCACAAGGCAUGGCGGCUACCUGUUCUAGAAAAUCCCUCCAACUCGCUUCCGCUUCUGCGAGAGCCCAUCUUUCUCGUCGUUCUUCAUCUGCUUUUACUUCGGAUGCCUCUAAACUUGGCGGGUUAGGUUCAUGCAGAGCAUCGUCUGCUUCUCGAGUUGCUGCGCAGAGGCGCUCGCUCUCGUUUUCCUGGCUUCCAAAGCAGUUGGCUGGCGCGCAGGUGUCAUUGAUGCCGUUGCAUAGUGCUACUUCCACUGCCUUGUUCACUUCUCUGCUAUCUCUACACAGUAACAAGUGGGGUUGUCUAUCUGAAGGUACCGCUCCUGAACUCCCUUUCAAAUCUGUAGUAUCAUUUUAAUAUCAAUUCUGUGGU
Molecule: messenger RNA, 424 nt
Organism: Neltuma alba
Lineage: Eukaryota; Viridiplantae; Streptophyta; Magnoliopsida; Fabales; Fabaceae
Exons: 2
Coding region: 62-409 (115 amino acids)
Source: RefSeq, a predicted model, not a curated record